Drosophila subpulchrella is the source of this 2221-nucleotide messenger RNA. It is a transcript of the gene Fbxl4, whose product is annotated as F-box/LRR-repeat protein 4. Gene Ontology annotation, molecular function: protein binding. Gene Ontology annotation, biological process: SCF-dependent proteasomal ubiquitin-dependent protein catabolic process. NCBI's taxonomy places the organism in Eukaryota, Metazoa, Arthropoda, Insecta, Diptera, Drosophilidae. The transcript is spliced from 10 exons. Gene Ontology annotation, cellular component: SCF ubiquitin ligase complex. Bases 29 to 2050 code for a protein of 673 amino acids. The record is from RefSeq and is a predicted model, not a curated record.
ACGUCCACGGCAGCUGGCGCUGGCAGCCAUGUCCCUGAUGGCCAAUGGCAGCGAACCUGGCGAGUCCAGCGACACGGACUCGAGCCCAGCCGAGGCGGAGGCGGAGCCAGAGGCCGAGGCGGAUGACCCCGUCGAGUUCAGGAUCAAGUCCAAGGAGCCGGCGCAGUCCGACCCGUCCGAGCAGGGCUACUAUGUGGAGCAGUAUGUCCUCGGCGUGCUCGAUUACAGCUCGCAGUAUGGCAUCGACUAUAGCAUCUCGUAUACGGCGGCCAAUCUGAUUGGCAGGCCAGCCAAGUAUCCCGAGUACGGCGACUAUCCGGAGACCUUUCCCAUGCGCACCUACGGCGACUGGUGGCAGCGCGCUCCGUCGGCCACGCGGGAGAUUCAGCCCCAGAAUCUGUCCAAGCUGCCGACGCAGGACUAUGUUGUUGUGUACUUCGAGGAGUUUGUGGUGCCGACGGGCGUGGCCAUCUUUGAGACCUUUAAUCCUGGUGCCGUCGUUCGUAUCUGGUCCUAUGGCCUGACCAAGAAAUGGACCUGUUUGUGGGAUGCCGCGGAUGGCGAUCUGGAACGGCCAGUUUUUAACUCGCGUUGCUUUCGUCCGCCGCUGAAAAAGACCACGAUGGUGACGAAGACACUGCGCGUCGACUUCAAUCACAGCCAACUCAACUACUACACGGCCAUUGAUGCCAUCAUGCUGUGCGGUCGCACCGUAGACCAACCGCGCACCCUUCUGGCCAAGCGGCGUUCGGAGCAUCUGCACAGGCAGCUGCUCGUCCACUUGUCCCCGCCACCGGAGGCUGCCAAUCCCCCCGUCGAUCAUCCAAACCCCGAUGGCAGUGGCGGACCCAUUAGUUGCAAGCUGCGCACACUGAAGUUCCAGCCCAAGUGUGAUCAAGAUGGGGCCACCAAGCUGCAGGAGUUUAUCACCAACGAUCUGAGCCAGUUUCUCAAGGAGAAUAGCCUGGAGGAUGGCGGCGUUGGCGGAGAGGCGCCUUCAUCAGUCUCCCUCACGGAUUUGCCCUUCGAAAUCCUUCUGCGCAUACUCAGCUACCUGGACCUCAAGUCCCUGUUCCGCGUGGGUCAGGUGUCGCGCACCUUCUACGACAUCUCCACGCAUCCGCUGCUCUACGCCGAGAUCAGCCUGAAGCCCUACUGGCACCUGGCCAACUCCGAGCUGCUCUGCACGCUGGCCCGUCGUGCCACCAUGCUGCGCAAGCUGGAUCUGUCCUGGUGCGGCGUAUUCAACACGGUCUCGCCCACCGAGUUCAAAAAAUUCCUGACCCAACGCGGCGAUAAUCUUACCCACCUGCGGCUGCACUCCUGUAGAUUUCUCAAUGGCAGCUGCAUUGAGAACGUGGGCAUAGUCUGUGAUAACCUAAUAGAGUUGAGCCUGCGCAACUGCCCCACUGAUCCGCCGCUGCUAAACUUCUCCUGUCUGGCCAACCUCAAGAAUCUGGAGCGACUCGAUCUCUGCCAAACGGCCUUUGAAACGGAACUGCUGCUCAGCAUGCUCGAGGGCAAUCGCAAAUUGAAGCACCUGAAUCUUGCAUUCUGUGGUGUCUCGGUGAGCAUGGACAAUGUGGCCGACCAUCUGGCCACCUACAACACUCAGCUCAUCACUCUGGAUCUGUGGAAGGCUCAUUUUCUGUCAGCCAGGGGACUGCAGUCGCUGGCGAGCCUGCAUCAGUUGGAGGAGGUCGACUUGGGCUGGUGCCUAAGGGAGGCAUCGCUGGGGGAUGGCCUGCUCCAGCUGCUGUCCAACUGCCCCAAGCUGAAGAAGCUCUUUCUGUCGGCUGUGCGGGGAAUCACCGAGCGCGAUCUCAUUCAUAUUUCCCAGCUGGGCGCAAAUCUGGAGCAACUGGACCUCAUGGGCAUUCCAAACAUCACGCAUGAACGUAUUUAUGACAUUCUGGUUCGCUGUCCCAAGCUUGAAUUGCUCGACGUGAAUUUCUGCGAUAAUUUGAUGGAUUACGCAUUGCUGGCGAAAUGGUCGCGUCGUUUUAACGUGGACAUCAAGAUGAGUCAUCGUCGUGAAUUGAUUGAAUAGAAGAAUAAGGACCUUGUGGGAAUACUGUGGUACCAUGAUGAGAGUACCUUUUGAUCCUAUGUGUGGCACUCUCUCUCCGUUUGUAGUAAAAUGUUAUCUAUAUGCUGUUAUAAAUAUGAAACAUUUUAUAUUAAACUUGGCGAUUUUUUCAUCACAUAAUUAAAUGCUGAA